Molecule: messenger RNA, 471 nt
Organism: Haemonchus placei
Lineage: Eukaryota; Metazoa; Nematoda; Chromadorea; Rhabditida; Trichostrongylidae
Source: the annotation of a GenBank genome assembly
AUGGCCACCCUAGCACGUUCGGGAAAUGUGGCAACGAAAGUGGUUUGUGGAUCACAACACUACACAAGCUUUGUCGUUGCCUCUCCAUCGUCUAAAGUAGUUACUCCUAUCAAGGACGUCGUUACGGAGUUCAAAACCCCCGACUCACUGCAAAAUGCAGCAAGUCGCUGUACUAACCAUGGAGGUAUACUCUCGUCCAACUUCGCCUUCAAGGGAAUAAACGUUUCAUCUCGUCGUUUUGCACAUACCGACGUCAAAUUCCCGGACUUCUCAGAGUACCCUGGUGGUGUGAUGUCUCUCUGGGCUGCCAAGGAGGUGACCCAAAUCGCGGUUAUUUACAAGGCUAUGGCUGCCGACCAGCGUGCCUUAGCUUCGAUUGAGGUGAACUUGGACGAGAUUCCUGAAGGCGUAACGAAGACCUUCGAGUGGCGUGGAAAGCCGGUUUUCGUUAAACACCGAACAAAGGCCGAG